AGCCAACCAGUCGGGCCCAAGUCCGCGGGCAAGAAGCGAUUGGGGGCGAGUGAGUUCAGCCCCGCGGUCCCCCCGUCCGGGUCCCCCCCGCCCGGGCCCGAGGCGGUAUAUCCUGCCCUCCCCGGCCACCUACCCCUCGUGGAAGCGGAGCGGCGGCCUCGCUGUAACGCAGAGGCGAAAUGUAGCGAGCCGGGUGUUGCGGCUGGACGCUCGCCUUGGCCGGGGGUGCGGGGGGUGGGCACGCCGGGGGCCGAGGAGGACUGCCGAGGAGGAGUGAUGAGAAGCGGGGGAGCCCUGCACCCCCCGAGACCGCGGGUCCCUGCUGCCACUCGCCAGGCGCCCCCCUUCUUCCCAAGCGAGAGGCAGGUGUUUCACGCAGAUUCCGGUGACUUGAAGGACCAGGGAUUUGGGGCAGUACAAGGUCUUCCCAGGAAGGAAGGAAAUCUCUGGAGCAAAGGGGAAGGACAGCAGACAGUGCGCCCGGACCAGCAGAGCCCGAAGAGCUGCGGGAAGCCGAAGGAGCCCAGCCAGAGGCGUGAGCGGGAGCCACAGCCCUAGGCCAAGGCUGCCUUCUGGGGGAUUCGAACUCGGGCUAUUUUUCAUGAAAGAAGGGCCACCUCCGAGGGUGCCCCCGACUUGGCUGGGCUCUUCUACUCUGGAUGCCCUCGGCUCUGAGGAGCCUGCUGCUCAGAACCAAAGAAGAUAAGAGGCCAGAUUCAUUUCCCCGCAGCAGCGCGCUGGCCGGCCGGAGUCAGGCCUCUGCACCCCUGGUGGCUGGCUAUGGAGUCUGGUGGGGGGUCUCCUGCUUCCCUCCAGCUCGAGGCUGCAGUGCUUGAUGGGGCUGCCUGUCGCUGGAUCCAUUUUUGCAGCGCCUGGUAGGAGCAGAGAGCCGUGGGAAGAGGCCCCGCGGCGCCCAAGCCUGGGUUCGUCCCAAGACUAAGUGCUUUCCUGACUUAGGGAGAGAGAAAGAAAAAAGAAAAAAAGAGAGGGAGAGAGAAAGGAAAGGUCCCCCUUCCCUUCCUCCCUUCCCGUCAUGUCCUCUAAGCCAGAGCCGAAGGACACCCACCAGCUCAACGGGACUGGCCCUGCUCCCUCACCCUGCUCUUCAGAUGGCCCGGGGCGAGAGCCAUUGGCCGGGACCUCCGAGUUCCUGGGGCCUGAUGGGGCCGGGGUGGAGGUGGUGGUGAUUGAGUCCCGGGCCAACGCCAAGGGGGUCCGGGAGGAGGACGCCCUGCUGGAGAACGGGAGCCAGAGCAAUGAAAGUGAUGAUGUCAGCACGGACCGUGGCCCUGCACCGCCCUCCCCACUCAAGGAGACCUCCUUUUCCAUUGGGCUGCAAGUGCUGUUCCCCUUCCUUCUGGCAGGCUUUGGGACUGUGGCUGCUGGCAUGGUGCUGGACAUCGUGCAGCACUGGGAAGUCUUCCAGAAGGUGACCGAGGUCUUCAUCCUGGUGCCUGCGCUGCUGGGGCUUAAGGGGAACCUGGAAAUGACCCUGGCGUCGAGGCUGUCCACUGCAGCCAACAUUGGGCACAUGGACACACCCAAGGAGCUCUGGCGCAUGAUCACUGGGAACAUGGCCCUCAUCCAGGUGCAGGCCACGGUCGUGGGCUUCCUGGCAUCCAUCGCAGCCGUUGUCUUUGGCUGGAUCCCUGAUGGCCACUUCAGUAUCCCGCACGCCUUCCUGCUCUGUGCCAGCAGCGUGGCCACGGCCUUCAUCGCCUCCCUGGUCCUGGGUAUGAUCAUGAUCGGAGUCAUCAUUGGCUCUCGAAAGAUUGGCAUCAACCCAGACAACGUGGCCACGCCCAUUGCCGCCAGCCUGGGUGACCUCAUCACCUUGGCACUGCUCUCAGGCAUCAGCUGGGGACUCUACCUAGAGCGAGAUGACUGGCAAUACAUCUACCCCCUGGUGUGUGCCUUCUUCGUGGCCCUGCUGCCUGUGUGGGUGGUGCUGGCCCGACGGAGCCCAGCCACAAGGGAGGUGUUGUACUCGGGCUGGGAGCCUGUCAUCAUCGCCAUGGCCAUCAGCAGUGUGGGAGGCCUCAUCUUGGACAAGACUGUCUCUGACCCCAACUUUGCAGGGAUGGCCGUCUUCACGCCUGUGAUUAAUGGUGUUGGGGGGAAUCUGGUGGCAGUGCAGGCCAGCCGCAUCUCCACCUUCCUGCACAUGAAUGGGAUGCCAGGGGAGAACUCUGAGCAAACCCCUCGCCGCUGCCCCAGUCCUUGUACCACCUUCUUCAGUCCUGAUGUGAAUUCUCGCUCGGCCCGAGUCCUCUUUCUCCUCGUGGUUCCAGGACACCUGGUGUUCCUCUACACCAUCAGCUGUAUGCAGGGCGGGCACACGACGCUCACGUUCAUCUUCAUCAUCUUCUACAUGACAGCUGCACUGCUCCAGGUGCUGAUUCUCCUGUACAUCGCAGACUGGAUGGUGCACUGGAUGUGGGGCCGGGGCCUGGACCCAGACAACUUCUCCAUCCCGUACUUGACGGCUCUGGGGGACCUGCUUGGCACUGGGCUCCUAGCACUCAGCUUCCAUGUCCUCUGGCUCAUCGGGGACCGAGACACGGAUGUCGGGGACUAGCCUGGUCACUCCACCUUUGCCCCCCUCCCUACCCCAUGCACUUUCUGUUCAAAUUUUUUUCUUUUGUUCCCCUUCCCCUACCUGACUCCACACUCCCACCUCUUUCUAGGACUUCACUUUGAUACCGAAUUCUCAUUAUUUUCAAUGGGAAUUUUUAUACAUUGAGCCAAGUUUGUAUAGCAAGAAUUCCGACAGGACAGAUGGACUGAGAUGAGCAGUACAAGUAGAUUUUUGAGACAAUCACCAAGUGCAAUUUCAUGGUGGGUGCCUCCAGGCAAGGUAGACUGAGGCGGGGGUUUCCAUCUGGGGUCGGGGGACAUUUGGUUUAGCUUUAGCAAACUCAGUCGUGGCCCUAAUGAGAAACCCUUUGUGCGUGGGCUCUGGCUUUUUAGGUUUAUUUUUGUUUACUCUCUCUCUUUUUUUUUCCUUUUUUUUUUUCUUUUUGAUUGAACAGAGAGAUAAGUAUCAUUCCCCUCCCCCGCCAGCUCCUAAAACACACACACAGUUUUUUCUAGAAAUGGACCAACUUCAAAGCACUAGUAAAGAGAUAGCUGCUCCUGGCCCCUUGUAACCCUAACCCUAUCCUCAGCCCUCUGUCCCAAAAAAGACUGAGGUGGACUAACAAUUCAAAUUGUACACACACCUCUUACCCGAUUGCCUGAUAAACACGGCAAACCCCUCCCUUUGAUCUUCUUCCCAUUGAUUGUCACAGUGGGAAGAAAUGAACCAGAGCCUGGUCUCUCUGUUGACCCAAGGCCACCAAUAGGUUUACCAAGAUCUACAUCCUUCCAGGGCCCAGAGCAUCAAUUGUUUAUCUCUGUUCAAUCUUGAUGUCUAAUUGUCUCAACGCUAGCUUUCCCAGAGCUUGCCAGGUUGGGUUCUGAGAUUAGGGACGGGGAGCAAGGACGCGGGGUAUGGUUGGGAGGCGGAGGGCAACCGGGGUUGUUUCAGUGCCACCGAUGACAUUUCAUGGGGUCACCUUAGUCCCCCUCACUUCCUGAGAUCACUCCUGCUGUCCUGCUGUGGAGGUUUCCUGUGUCUUGGCUUCUGCCCUCGUCCAUCACACCCUCAGUCACCCAUUCAGCCAGUGCACAGCCUCCCCAAGAGGAGUCCCGUGCGGGCGUGGUCGGAGGCUUCCGCUGAGCCGCAUGGUAGGUCCUGUGCCAGCGGUAAGGGAGCCGGCUCUCAGCUCACCUCAUCCCCAGAUACAAAGGCCUUGUGCUCCUUCCAAUCUGGUGGAGAAAGUUUCCUUGCUAGAAGCGUUUGCAUCUGUGUCAUCGGGCCAGCUUCUGCCUCUCGAUCUCCCCUCUGUGCAGGCCGACCCCCACGAGAGACCCCAGGCCCGUCGCUUCCCUGAACUAUACCCUUCCUCACCUUUUCUUCCCUCCACCUGUCCUCAUUAGCCGCCCGACAGAGGAUUUGGACCCAGUAGGCUGGACGGCACCAGCUGCGGCUGCCCUUCUCUGCCCAGCACAAGCUUCAGGGAACAGGGGAGCCUCGGCAUCGCCCCACCCAUUGCUCUGACCAGAUGAGAAAUCUGUCCACACUCGCGUGCGUGCGAAUCUGAGCGUUCGGAUGCAGGUUUUUCCCUAGGCUCCCCAUCCACAGCCUCGCCAUUGAACCUCCUCUCUGUAGCGGAAAAGGUCCACCUCCAGGGGCAGGCUAGGCAGUGACCCCGGGUCCUCCCGACCCUGUGCCUUAUCCCCAGAACUUGGCCGGUUCCUCCAGAGACUGUCUGUCCUUUCCAUCCAUUUCCACCCAUGCUACCUUCUGGAGUCUUUCAGUUGGAAGGAAAGGACCACAGGACUGGGGCUGGGGCUGGGGCCAGCAGAGUUCAUUAACACUAGCCUGGGCUUGUAGCCGCUCUUGCCUCGGGCCCUUUUUUCGCCUCACCGUCCACCUGCGAACACGGUUGCACACACUCUUGUACGGGCACCAAAACCAGCUCCCCUGCCCCUGAGGCCGCUCCCCUGUGUCCUCCUGUCUGUCGCCCUGGCCCCAGUCCGUCACCUCUUCCUCAUCUCCCGAGUUCUGCCAGGCCACCCUGGAGACUCUGAAGCCUCCUUCUUUGCCGAAGAAGCAGGAAGGCGGGCGCACCCCCAGCCCCAAGUGCGUGAGCAAAGGGAGGACCGCGGGGUGAGAGGGAAAAGAAAAUGAAGUGGACUUCCGUGGAAGAUUUGUUUCUUUUCCCAAUUGCACAAACUGCAUGUACUUUCGGCCUGGCUGCAAGGAGCGACAUUGGUUUACUCUUGUAUCCUUAAAAAGUUACAGAACUGUGUCUUAAGAGAAUUAUUUAUAGUUACUAUAACUGAAUUGACAAAUGUCAACGUAACUGAUAAAUUAUAUUUGGUAAAAUAAAAAGGACGUUUAUUUA
Molecule: messenger RNA, 4952 nt
Organism: Neogale vison (American mink)
Lineage: Eukaryota; Metazoa; Chordata; Mammalia; Carnivora; Mustelidae
Gene: SLC41A1
Product: solute carrier family 41 member 1
Exons: 11
Coding region: 1034-2578 (514 amino acids)
Biological process (GO): monoatomic cation transport
Cellular component (GO): plasma membrane
Molecular function (GO): monoatomic cation transmembrane transporter activity
Source: RefSeq, a predicted model, not a curated record